Messenger RNA from Dracunculus medinensis (Guinea worm), 333 nucleotides. The record is from the annotation of a GenBank genome assembly. Lineage: Eukaryota; Metazoa; Nematoda; Chromadorea; Rhabditida; Dracunculidae.
AUGAUUUUCAGUCGCGGGCCGAUCAAAUGCUAUCAGUGCGAAUCAUUAUCGCAACCAGAUUGUGAAUCAAGCGAUCGAGCAAAACUCAGUUCAUUUGUACAGUUAUGCCCACUUCUUUCUGAAGGUACAUUUGCAGGAAUGGAGCCAAUCGCUUGCCGAAAAAUACUUCAGGUUUGUUUCGCAAUAAUUCGAACAAUUCGAGAAUGCGCCUAUUCGGGUGAUAAGAAUUUAAAUGGAUUGCGUAAACAAGGAAAUAAAGCAAUAAAACUGUUCUAUUAUCAGUGUGAAAAUGCUGUAGAUGCUAAGGUUUUAAACAUUAUUUUUUUUAGGUGA